Caenorhabditis remanei is the source of this 639-nucleotide messenger RNA. RefSeq lists its product as uncharacterized. The transcript is spliced from 2 exons. The coding region runs from base 1 to 639 and encodes 212 amino acids. The record is from RefSeq and is a predicted model, not a curated record. Lineage: Eukaryota; Metazoa; Nematoda; Chromadorea; Rhabditida; Rhabditidae.
AUGGCAUCACCGACCUCACACCACCUCGCUCCAACCAAAGCUCCAGUAAUUAUAAAGCUGUCCAAGAUCACUUCACGUCGUCUUCCACUUUUUAUUUACUCUCCCCUCGGCCCGGAUAUGAAUCGGCAUUUGGAAUUAGUGGCAGUAUUUCCAGUCAUGUCAAACAACAAGGUGCAAAAUAGCUUCGGAAACCCUCUUCGCGGAAUAACGAGUCAAGAAUACAAAGGAGAAACUCCCUGGCUGAUGAAAUCUACAGAAGAUAUAUUUUUUCUGGAGUCUUGUGAUGGUAUUUCAAUCCCUCGAACGGAUCUAAGGAGUGCUCAGGAAAAGGACACGAUGAUGGUUUCUCGAUACCUCGGAAUUCAUUGUUUCAAUGACGCCGAGCUCAUCCGGAAGCCAAAAGGACAAUUGGUAGAAGAAUCUCGCGUUUCCUCGGAACUUCAAUGGACAAACCAGUUUUCAGUUAAGUGUGUGACCUAUGGGGACUCCCUAGAGUCGUUUGGCUCGUUGGAAGAGUCGGAUUUCGGUGAAUCUAAUACAGAUACUCCGCCAUCUGACUCGGACGACGACGAAGAUGAUUCGGAUGAUGACACCCUCUUCGGAUUCAAGCUCGCCCCAGCUUCGCUGAAGGUGCCUUGA